Quercus robur (English oak) is the source of this 4260-nucleotide messenger RNA. RefSeq names its product K(+) efflux antiporter 2, chloroplastic-like. Bases 408 to 4055 code for a protein of 1215 amino acids. Gene Ontology annotation, molecular function: potassium:proton antiporter activity. Gene Ontology annotation, biological process: potassium ion transport; proton transmembrane transport. Lineage: Eukaryota; Viridiplantae; Streptophyta; Magnoliopsida; Fagales; Fagaceae. Gene Ontology annotation, cellular component: chloroplast; membrane. The record is from RefSeq and is a predicted model, not a curated record. The transcript is spliced from 21 exons.
AAAUUCCUUCCACAAUUAAAAAAAAACAACUAACCUACCAAUAACCACAUUUUCUCACCUAGCUCUCAUUUUCUCGCACUUUCUCACCUUCCAAACAAACGGCGAGAAAGUAGUGCGUGAAAGCAAAAGCCACAGAGCCAAAAAAAAUAAUAAGAAAAAAAAUUUGUAAUCGUUAAGUACUAAAAAGCAAAGUCCAAGUAUAAAAGGUCAAGUCGAUUUGUUUUCAGCUCCGUCAUUUUUUCUCAAACACUCCGCCACUGAUUUUCUCAGCUCGAUCCUUCGAAGUUGCUCUGUAUGAUCGGUUGUUUUGAGUAGAGGAAAAAGUGAGUGUGUGAAUGGAUUUUAGUGUGUAAAGUCAAAGAUUGUGCACUGUAGAGUAUUGGUCUCACUACUAAGGUUGAGAGAAUAUGGAUAUUGCCUGUGGUUUUAGGCAGCCAAGUGUGUUUCAUGGCUGCGAGGGCACAAGUUGUAAGACUUUGGUUCGUUUUGAUUUGCAUUUGCAAUUUAAGAGUAGAGGUUUCGGGUGUAACUUUCUGGGUGAUUCGAGAAUUGUUUUGAAACCGCAUUUGAGUAAGAGGAUGAAAAGGAGUAUUGUUUCUAGUGGUUAUAGCAAUUCAAAUACGGUUGCUUUAGGAGACUUUGAUAGUCAAUUGUGGAGGUCAAAUCUGAGACGUUCUUUAUUUUGUAAUUUGGACAAUGUUUUUAAAGGGUCAAGAACAGUUCGGUCGUGGUGUCAGGGUAAUGAUUCUUUAGCAUAUGUAAAUGGGAAUGGUCGAAACGUGGAGUUCAUUGAAAGUAGUGAUGAGAGCCCAAGGGUUGAUGGUGGUGAGCUAAAUGAUUCUAGAGAAGAAGAGGGACGGGGAGAAGAAGUGGAGGUGCUUAGUCUGGAUGAAUUGAGGGAAUUGUUGCAAAAGGCAAUAAGAGAACUAGAAGCUGCACGACUUAAUAGUACCGUGUUUGAGGAAAAGGCUCAGAAAAUAUCGGAAGCUGCAAUAGCCUUGCAGGACGAAGCAGAAAGUGCUUGGAAUGAUGUUAAUUCUACCCUUGAUACUGUUCAAGAGAUUGUGAAUGAGGAGUGUAUUGCCAAGGAAGCAGUUCAAAAUGCAACAAUGGCUCUUUCAUUAGCUGAGGCAAGGCUUCAGGUGGCAGUAGAAUCUUUGGAUGCUACAAAAAGAGGGAAUGAUUCUUUGGAAGGUUCUAGAGAGAGUGAUGAGGAAAAUAAUAUUGAUGAAGAGAAGAAAGCACUUUUAGUUGCUCAGGAAGAGAUAAAGGAGUGUCAGGAGAAUUUGGCAAAUUGUGAGAUUGGGUUGAGACGCCUGCAGAGUAAAAAGGAAGAGUUGCAGAUGGAAGUGGACAGGUUGAAUGAAGUUGCAGAGAAGGCGCAGCUGAAUGCUUUGAAAGCGGAGGAGGAUGUGGCAAACAUAAUGCUUUUGGCAGAGCAAGCUGUUGCCUUUGAACUUGAGGCCACACAACGUGUGAAUGAUGCAGAAAUUGCAUUACAGAGGGCAGAUAAAUCUCUGUCUGGUUCUUAUCUUGAUUCUCAAGAAAUUAUCCAAGGACAGGUCUUGAGUGAUGAGGUUAUUGUUGAGGAGGAGAAUGUGGUCCAAGGAGUUUAUGAAGUUUCUGUUGAAAGAGACAGUGAUGUGCCACUUGAUGGUGAUUCUUUGGUUGUCAAGCCAUUACCAGAUAGCCCAUCUAAACAGAGUUCAGAAGAUUUGAGUCAAUAUGAUGAUCUGAGUGACCAUGAGAAUGGAAAGUUAAGUUUAGACUCUCCUAAAGAAGCUGAACUAGAAGCUGAAAAAUCAAAGACUGUGGUUCAAAUGAAAAAGCUUGAUACACAGAAGGAGACUUCACACUCUAAUGUUCCCAAGGCAUCAUUGAAGAAAUCUUCUCGCUUCUUUUCUGCAUCAUUUUUCUCUUUUACUGUAGAUGGGACUGAGUUCACACCAGCAUCAGUUUUCCAGGGUUUCAUGGAAUCUGCAAGGAAGCAAUGGCCAAAGCUAAUUGUUAGUUUGUUGCUAUUUGGUGCAGGGGUCACCUUUUAUGCUAAUCGAGCAGAGAGGAAUGCUCAGCUGCUUCAGCCUUCAGAUGUCAUCACCACCAGUAUUGAAGUUGGUAUUGAAGAAGUUUCCUCAAGUGCAAAGCCUCUGGUUCAACAAUUACAGAAACUACCAAAGAGAAUUAAAAAACUAAUUGCGACACUUCCUCAUCAAGAGGUGAAUGAGGAGGAAGCUUCCCUCUUCGACAUGUUGUGGUUAUUGCUUGCUAGUGUUAUAUUUGUGCCGAUAUUUCAGAAAAUUCCUGGAGGAAGUCCUGUUCUUGGGUACUUGGCUGCUGGCAUCUUGAUUGGGCCCUAUGGUCUCUCGAUUAUUCGUCAUGUGCAUGGGACAAAGGCAAUUGCUGAAUUUGGAGUUGUUUUCUUAUUGUUCAAUAUUGGCCUUGAGCUCUCUGUUGAAAGGUUAAGUUCCAUGAAGAAAUAUGUUUUUGGAUUAGGCUCUGCUCAGGUUUUGGUGACAGCAGUGGUGAUUGGCUUGGUUGUUCAUUUUGUUUGUGGGCAGCCUGGCCCUGCUGCAAUUGUUGUUGGGAAUGGCCUGGCAUUAUCAUCCACAGCUGUUGUCCUUCAGGUGUUGCAGGAGCGAGGUGAGAGCACAUCACGACACGGACGCGCUACAUUUUCUGUCUUGCUUUUCCAGGAUUUGGCUGUUGUGGUUUUGCUGAUACUCAUUCCUCUUAUUUCACCUAAUUCAUCCAAAGGAGGGAUUGGUUUCCAAGCCAUUGCUGAAGCUCUUGGACUGGCUGCUGUUAAGGCAGUAGUUGCCAUUGCUGCCAUAAUUGCUGGUGGACGCUUGUUGCUUCGACCUAUCUAUAAGCAAAUUGCAGAAAAUCAAAAUGCAGAGAUAUUCUCUGCCAAUACGCUCCUUGUUAUUCUGGGGACUAGUCUCCUCACAGCCAGGGCUGGGCUUUCCAUGGCAUUGGGAGCAUUUUUGGCAGGUUUACUUCUUGCAGAAACUGAAUUUUCCUUACAGGUUGAGUCAGAUAUUGCACCAUAUCGUGGCCUUUUAUUGGGUCUUUUCUUUAUGACGGUUGGCAUGUCUAUCGAUCCAAAACUUCUUGUUUCAAAUUUUCCGGUCAUUAGUGGGUCAUUGGGACUCUUGAUUGGUGGCAAGAUGUUAUUAGUUGCUUUAGUUGGUAGAAUUUUCGGUAUUUCAAUCAUAUCUGCAAUAAGAGUUGGUCUUCUUCUUGCUCCGGGUGGAGAAUUUGCAUUUGUGGCCUUUGGUGAAGCUGUUAAUCAGGGAAUAAUGUCUCCUCAGUUAUCAUCAUUACUGUUUCUGGUAGUGGGAAUUUCGAUGGCCCUCACACCUUGGCUAGCUGCUGGAGGCCAGUUAAUUGCCUCUCGAUUUGAGCAGCAUGAUGUUCGAAGUUUAUUACCUGUUGAGAGUGAGACAGACGAUUUGCAAGAUCACAUAAUCAUUUGUGGAUUUGGACGGGUUGGUCAGAUCAUUGCCCAGCUUCUUUCUGAGCGAUUGAUUCCAUUUGUUGCUCUUGAUGUAAGGAGUGAUAGGGUGGCUGUUGGACGUGCCCUGGAUCUUCCUGUGUAUUUUGGAGAUGCUGGCAGUCGAGAGGUCCUUCAUAAGGUUGGUGCUGAGAGAGCAUGUGCAGCUGCAAUAACUCUAGAUACCCCUGGUGCAAAUUAUAGAACUGUUUGGGCUCUGAGCAAGUAUUUCCCCAAUGUGAAGACCUUUGUCCGUGCUCAUGAUGUUGAUCAUGGCCUUAAUUUGGAAAAGGCAGGGGCUACAGCUGUUGUCCCAGAGACCUUGGAACCAAGUCUACAGUUAGCAGCUGCUGUUCUUGCUCAGGCAAAACUACCCAUGUCAGAAAUUGCAGCGACGAUCAAUGAAUUUAGGUCCCGGCAUCUUUCAGAGCUGACUGAGCUAUGUCAAACUACUGGAAGUUCUCUUGGUUAUGGGUUUGCUCGGGUUGUGCCCAAGCCCAAAACUCAAUCCUCAGAUUCCUCAGAUGAGAACCAGAUCACAGAAGGGACGCUGGCAAUAUAGAGAAAUAUAAACCAUGUAGGGAAAAAACCUAGAAAAAAGGAAAAAGAAAAAAAGAAACAUGAAGAACUGUACAGCGGAUUACAUGUUUUUGUAAAUUGUACAGAUAUAUACUGAAACGAAAAACACAGACAUACUCUCCAUUAAUCAUUUUUAUUUUAUUUUUUUAUUUUAUUUUUAAUUCUAGAAUUCCCGAUAAAUUUUGAUA